Molecule: messenger RNA, 258 nt
Organism: Drechmeria coniospora
Lineage: Eukaryota; Fungi; Ascomycota; Sordariomycetes; Hypocreales; Ophiocordycipitaceae
Product: putative U6 SNRNA-ASSOCIATED SM-LIKE PROTEIN LSM5
Exons: 6
Coding region: 1-258 (85 amino acids)
Biological process (GO): mRNA splicing, via spliceosome
Cellular component (GO): U6 snRNP; Lsm1-7-Pat1 complex; U4/U6 x U5 tri-snRNP complex
Molecular function (GO): RNA binding
Source: RefSeq, a predicted model, not a curated record
AUGGCCUCGCAAUUGCUUCCCCUCGAGCUCAUCGACAAAUGCAUCGGCUCACGGCUGUGGGUCAUCAUGAAGGGCGACAAAGAGUUUAGCGGCACGCUCGUUGGCUUCGACGACUACGUCAAUAUGGUCCUGGAAGAUGUGACUGAGUUUGACUACAGCGGAAACCACACAAAGCUGCCUAGGAUUCUGCUCAACGGAAACAACAUCUGCAUGUUGAUUCCUGGCGGUGAAGGACCAGGCGAGGCAGCUGCUGCGUGA